UUUUUUUUUUUGUAUACAUCAAAUUUUGUGGAUGUGAUCUUUUGUUGAAGAUCUCCAUCGAACCCGCGAUGCGAGUACAACCUGUAAAAUGCAUCGUAAUUUUAAUAACUGUAGACUAGUGGGCCCCUUUUUAGUGUUGUUAAUUUCAUUGUAGAAGGCUGAUUUUUUAAUUGUGCGCAAUUAAAAAGACCCCUCUUGUAAUCAUUGAUUUACGUUGAAACCGCGAAAAUAUAUAGUUCAAUGUAAAAUACAUUGUAGUUAUAAGAACUUUAGACAACUUAGAAGACCCCUCUUAAUUGUUUUCAUCUAUCGAAUUGAGAAAAUAACAUAUAAAUACAUUUUAAAAAAUUAAUUGGGAUAUAGCUAUAUGUCGCUGUCAAGCUUCAAAGAAGCAUGCUCGUGAAGCUGAGUAAGAUUUUGCAAACAGGAAAUUCUAAUGACAGGUACAUAGAGCUGAACUAGGGAAUUUUAUAAAAAAAUCUUUUUCUUCAGGUUGAAAUGACGAACCCCAAGACUGUGGCCAGGGCCACCUGCAACUGCCCUCGAGGUUCCCUUCGAUGCCAUCACAUGGCAGCUCUCCUCCUCUUUGCUCAUAAAAAUAUUUCCUGCACAGAUCGAGCUUGCACAUGGACCAUGAAGACGACUUCAAAGGACAGACAGGUUGGACCAGUCGAGACUCUGAUUCCGAGUCCAUGUACUUCCGCUUCACUGAAUCGGCCCGUUAGUGAGGAGGACAAAGACUGGAUUAGGAGUCGCCUGGAUGCUCUUGGGGCCACAGUUGGCUACACAUGGCUGUUGUCCAGAGAGCCAGACAUGCCCAUUCAUGUCACUAUUGAGGACCUAAUAUUUAGUGAUGAAUACACCCAGGCAGCCGACCGAACCGCCUAUCUGGUUGAGAAAGCCGCAAAGUCACGUGAAGAGAUCCAGCAGCUGGCAGAGUCUACAGCUGGACAACGCACAAAUCCGCUGUGGCAAGUGGAGAGAAAGCUACGCCUGACCGCGAGUAACUUUGGAAAAGUCCUCAAGGCGUGUGAGAACGACAGCUUUCCUCCUUCACUCUUUCGUCACCUACUUGGCGAAUACUCACUGGAAGGUGUAAAAGCUGUCCAAUGGGGCAUCAUCCACGAACCAGAUGCUAUCAAGGCAUUUAGCGAAGCCACCAGCCUGACGCCAACGCCAACAGGGCUCUGGCUGCACGAGUCGGGCCUGUUAGGUGCAUCACCAGAUGGUCUUGUUGGAGACGAGGCUGUUCUUGAAGUAAAAUGCCCAUGGAAAUUUCGUGAGGGGUCGUUGCUAUGCCACUUGAAGGACGCCAAGGACUACAGCCUACGUUAUGAUGGCAGCAGCGUGCUUGUGAACAAAGGCCAUGACCACUACCACCAACUCCAAGCUCAGAUGUAUUUUGCGAAGCGAACUAAGGGGUACCUCACGAUCUGGAACCCAAAAGGCAGUAUCACUGUUGGCAUUAAGAAGGAUGCAGAGUGGGCAGCUAAUCUCAACAUUCUACUGCACUUUUAUCAUGACACUUUUAUUCCACACUUAUUCACGUACUAGCAAUAUGUAGAUCAUGAUUAAAGUAAUCAUGAUUCUUGUCUCACGGUUACUACAGUCAUGAUAGCUGACCAGCUUGCGUGUACUUUAAUCAGUGUUGGGAAGUACUUUAAGUACAUUGUACUUAAAAGUACUUUUUCAAGUAGGUUUAGGUAACUUGUACUUUACUUGAAGUACAUUC
Molecule: messenger RNA, 1732 nt
Organism: Ixodes scapularis (black-legged tick)
Lineage: Eukaryota; Metazoa; Arthropoda; Arachnida; Ixodida; Ixodidae
Exons: 1
Coding region: 499-1554 (351 amino acids)
Source: RefSeq, a predicted model, not a curated record